GGGAGAUGAGUGGUGGAUCUGUUUGUAACUUUUUUAAAAGUUUGUAACUGGCCUGAAAUGGUUUUGAAGCAAUUCACCACAAUGUUUGUUUUAAAAGUUUACUAGAGCUCAUUAGACACAUUACUGUUCCUGAAUAUACCUUGUGAGCCUGACUCAGACCAUUAAAGCUCACCUGACUGAGCAAGGGGCGUGGCAACACAGACGCCCUAUAAAUGAAAGCAUGCCAAGAAUUUCAUUAACAACAUAGACAGAGCACAUCCAGACAAGAGCAGCACUCCCAGAACAAACCCGCCAUGCUCAGAUUAUGCACGCUCCUCUCCUCCUUGCUACUCCUGCUCUUUGGCUCCAGCUCAGGGAAGUGUAAGCCUCAACAAGCCCAGAAGCAAACACUUGAUGUGGACAUUCAGAGGGUCCAACUAGUGGAGGCGGUCAAGAUGGGAAUCCUGAGCUCACUUGGGAUGGACAAGGAGCCCAAGAUCACCCAAAAAGCAUCUGAGCGAGAAUUGAGGAGGAUGCAUCAGCUCUACUGGGAAAAACUGAAGGAGAUGAGGAGAAAUUCUAGCCAGCCGACGGGAGCGACUGUGUCGACGGUGCUUUUUCCAGUUCCAGUGAAAGCACCUCAUUGGAAAGACCUGUCGCAGUUGCCACCCGGUCGACACAUGCAGUUGUACAGAGCUGUUUUCCAUAAGAACCCAAACAUCCAUCCGGAGGCUAUUUUAACCCGAUCUCAGCUUCGGGUUUCCACGGCGACUCCAAUUCAACCAACGCAAGUAAAGUCUGACAUUAGGAGGGAGAUUAAAGUCAAGCGCAUGAAGAUGGGGAACUCCACCGGGUGGACACACACGACCCCUCGUGUUGAUGUCUCAAAGAUGCAAAAUGUGACAAUGGACAUCGGCACCAAGGUGACAAAGUGGAUCAAAACAGAUGAUGAUGAUACAGCAUUGGUUGUGGAUGUAAGGAUGGCUGUGGGUGAAAGCGAGCCAAUCAUCUCUCUGGAAUUAGACUUCAUUCCCCCCAAAGCAGCAACGAAAAGAAGGCUGCGUCGCUCCAACAAGGAGGACGAGUGCAACGAACAAGGAUGGUGCUGCCGCAAAUCCGUCAACGUGUCAUUCCAAGACAUCGGCUGGACCGAUUGGAUCGUGGCCCCAACGGAGUACACGAUGCAUUUGUGCGACGGCACGUGCCCGCACAACUACAAGCCGGCCAGCAUGCACACGCAGGUGAAGUCUCGCUUAAACCAGAUCAUGAAGGGCGGCUCGCCUAGGCCAUGCUGCGUGCCGGCCUCCUACGAGCCCAUGGUCCUCAUGUACUACGACGGUAGGGGGAAGUUGAAACUGUCACCUUUUAGUGACCUAAUAGUCACUAAAUGUCAUUGUGCCUAAGGCAGCCCAAACUCAUAUUGUAAUGUUUUUUUUCUGACUGGAAUUUUAUGUUUAAAUAUUUUAUUUAUUUGAAAAUUUUAUUUAUUGUCCGACUCCUAAACUACAUUCAUGUAUCAAGUGUGCCAUUGCUAUUGUUACCCCAUUUCAUAAAGCAGUGUUUCCCCAU
Molecule: messenger RNA, 1548 nt
Organism: Syngnathus acus (greater pipefish)
Lineage: Eukaryota; Metazoa; Chordata; Actinopteri; Syngnathiformes; Syngnathidae
Product: growth/differentiation factor 8
Exons: 2
Coding region: 294-1382 (362 amino acids)
Biological process (GO): SMAD protein signal transduction
Cellular component (GO): extracellular region
Molecular function (GO): cytokine activity; growth factor activity
Source: RefSeq, a predicted model, not a curated record